Zalophus californianus (California sea lion) is the source of this 1192-nucleotide messenger RNA. Its product is annotated as translation initiation factor IF-2-like. The coding region runs from base 1 to 1161 and encodes 386 amino acids. NCBI's taxonomy places the organism in Eukaryota, Metazoa, Chordata, Mammalia, Carnivora, Otariidae. The transcript has 3 exons. The record is from RefSeq and is a predicted model, not a curated record.
AUGGAGGAAAUUAGCACGGACACAGUCACUAGCCCCCCAGAGGGCGCGCCCCGUUUUCCCGCAGCUCCGACGGCCGCUGUCAGCGCGCCGAUCAGAGGCCUGUCCCCCAAAAGGGCACAGACGAGGUCCAGAAGGGUUUUGGCCGGGGAGCCCCGGGGAGCUGCGCGGUCCGCGGGUCUCCCCGUGGAGACCACAGACGCGGUGUCCACAAGCCCGCAGCAAACGCACCGCCGCCCGCAGCGCCGCCACUCCCCGGGGUUCCGCGCCGAUCCCCGCUCGGCUCCCCCGCCCGCCGCCGCGACCCGAGGGAGGGAGACUCGCUCGCACACCGACGGAGGGAGAAGAGACCGAGGGGGAGAGCGGGCGGGCGGGCGGCGAGCGAGCGGCAGCCGAGAGCGGGGACGCGGGGAGCGCGGCGGGCGGGCGCCGGCGCCCGGGAGGUGGGGCCGCGCCGAGUCGCAGUCCCGGCCCCGCUGCCGCCGCGCUGCGCACCGACCGGUGCCGGCCUGCGCCCCGAGCCCGAGCGGCGGCCAGCCCGACUCCCGAGCCCGCGCGGAUGUGAGAUUCCGGGCUCCUGGCGCCUCCGGAUCGCUGACCGCCGCGCCGCGCGGCUUCGCCCAAGAGGAGGCGGCCGGGCUGGCUGUGUGGCUUGUGGAUUUUUUUUUUAAAUUUGGCUCCGAGGAGGACCAUUUCCUCUCGACAUGCAUCCCUCCGGAUAGACUGAACAUCCCUCGAUCCAUCCCCCGCCCCGCGCGGUCAGCGGCAGGCGCUGGGUGUGCGAAGAGGAUCCGGGUUGAAAUCUGCGCCCCCGGUUCUCGUCCCCGCCCCGUCCCACAUCCCCCUCCCCCUCCCGGAGUCGAAAUUUCCCGGGGAUUAUGUUUCCGAAAGGUAGGUAAGCGCCGGGCGCGGCGCCCGCGUCCCCGCAGCCCGGACCGGGAGAGCCAGCGAGGCGGCGACACAGCCCCCGCGGCUUGCCGCGAAGCCGACAGCUCGUCUCCUCUUCUGGGGGUGCUGCUGGUGGUAGGGGGGGAGAGACUUGCUCCAAACACGGACGUCCCCCAGCUCUCCCCCCCCUCCCUGUUUUCCGUUAGGAACCCGGCGGGGAAAUACAUGCACUCGCUGAGAAUCGCCCGCGCCAAGGCACAACGCUACAAGGUGUAGGGACAGUGUGGGGUGGGGUGAGAGGGGACCC